AAGAUACCUUGCAUGGCAUCACCCAGCAACUCCUCUACUAUACCAGUGUCGGAAUUCCUCCUCAUCUGCUUCCCUAACUACCAGAGUUGGCAGCACUGGUUGUCCUUGCCCCUCAGCCUCCUUUUCCUCCUGGCCAUGGGGGCUAAUGCCACCCUCUUGCUCACGAUCAGACUGGAAGUCUCUCUGCAUGAGCCCAUGUACUACCUGCUCAGCCUUCUCUCCUUGCUGGACAUUGUGCUCUGCCUCACUGUCAUUCCCAAGGUCCUGGCCAUCUUCUGGUUUGACCUCAGGUCCAUCAGCUUCUCUGCCUGCUUCCUCCAGAUGUUCAUCAUGAACAGUUUCUUGACCAUGGAGUCCUGCACAUUCAUGGUUAUGGCCUAUGACCGUUAUGUGGCCAUUUGCCAUCCCCUGAGGUAUACAUCCAUCAUCACGGACCAAUUUGUGUCUAGGGCUGCCACCUUUGUUGUGGCUCGGAAUGCCCUCUUUUCUCUUCCUGUUCCCAUCCUUUCUGCCAGACUCAGUUACUGUGAUGAGAAUAUCAUCAGUAACUGCAUUUGCACUAACCUAUCUGUGUCCAAACUUUCUUGUGAUGACAUCACGCUCAAUAGACUCUACCAAUUUGUGGCAGGCUGGACUCUGCUGGGCUCUGACCUCAUCCUUAUAGUUCUCUCCUACUCCUUCAUCUUGAAAACCGUGCUAAGGAUCAAGGCUGAGGGAGCUGGGGCCAAGGCCCUGAGUACCUGUGGUUCCCACUUCAUCCUCAUCCUCUUCUUCAGCACGGUUCUGUUGGUUCUCGUCAUC
Messenger RNA from Echinops telfairi (small Madagascar hedgehog), 801 nucleotides. RefSeq names its product olfactory receptor 56A4. The transcript has a single exon. Gene Ontology annotation, cellular component: membrane. Gene Ontology annotation, molecular function: G protein-coupled receptor activity; olfactory receptor activity. The annotation marks the transcript as partial. Lineage: Eukaryota; Metazoa; Chordata; Mammalia; Afrosoricida; Tenrecidae. Gene Ontology annotation, biological process: G protein-coupled receptor signaling pathway. The record is from RefSeq and is a predicted model, not a curated record.